Messenger RNA from Sander lucioperca (pikeperch), 4699 nucleotides. RefSeq names its product golgin A1 (gene golga1). The record is from RefSeq and is a predicted model, not a curated record. Lineage: Eukaryota; Metazoa; Chordata; Actinopteri; Perciformes; Percidae. Bases 383 to 2899 code for a protein of 838 amino acids. Gene Ontology annotation, cellular component: Golgi apparatus. The transcript has 24 exons.
UGUUGGGUGAUUACGUGUAGCCUAAGAUCCUGGUGUAGCUCACCAACUAGCAGCAGCUAGCUUGUCAGACAGAGGAGAUAGUACCAGCGAGUACAUAUCUAUUGACACAACAGUAGCUAUUCUCUGAGUGUAACGUAUACAGGGAAAAAGACGAACGUACAGUCAUUGAACAUUUGAAAACGCCACGGACUGAUACUUUAUCGAAGUUAAUAUGCUGUAGCAGAAUGGAAUUACCAGUACAAGCUUGUUUUGAGUGGUACUGUAUAAGGACGCGGCACUGUUUCGGCCAUCAAAACAAGGAGCCAUAAACUCCAUGCAUCUUGUGAAGUCCCUCUCCAGAAACUGUAAAUUGCACUCAAAACGAGACACUUAAAGGACAAACAUGUUUGCCAAGUUGAAAAAGAAGAUUGCAGAGGAAGCGGCCACAGCACCUCGGAGUGGUGUUCGUAUACCGCGCACCAUCAGCAAGGAAUCCAUCACCUCCGUGGGGGCAGACUCUGGGGAUGACUUUGCAUCUGAUGGCAGCAGCUCCAGGGACGACUUGCCUGCACAGCUUCUCCGGAGGAAUGAUCAGAUCCGGAAGCUGGAGGCCAAGCUAUCAGACUACGCUGAGCAGCUACGAAUUAUGCAGAAGACCAAGGACAAGCUUGAAAUUGCAUUAGAAAAGCAUCAGGAUUUAUCCAUAAAGAAACUUCAAGACCAGAACGAGUCUCACCAGGCCGGCAGAGCCAAAAUGGCAGAGGGGAUGGCUUUAGCACUGGAAAAGAAGGAUCAGGAAUGGAUGGAGAAGAUGGCUGAUAUGGAAAAGGACAAAGCUGUCCUGUCAGCCCGGAUAGAGGAGAUGAUGGAGCAAAGCUUAGCACUCUUCCAAAAAAGGGAUGACCUGGAUGAACUGGAGGGCUUUCAGCAGCAGGAGCUCGCUAAAGUUAAACACAUGUUGCUGAAGAAGGAGGAGCAGCUGAGCCAGCGGGAUCAGGAGCUCCAGCAAAAGGAGGCUGAAGUUCAGUCAGCAAAGCAAGGGCUGUCUGAGGCUCGAAGGAAACUCCAGGCUCUGGAACAGCAGCAUGAGGAGAGCUGCAGACUCAACUCGGAGUUCGAAAUAGAGCGAGAGGAACUGCUGCUGCUCAGAGAGGAGGCGGACAAGAAGAUCAGUGAGCUGGAGGGAGGAUGCCAGGAGCUGCAGUCAGUCAUCCAGCAGGUCUCUGAAGACUUCCAGAAGUCACAGAAUAUGGUGUCGACUUUAGAAAGGUCCCUCCAAGAAUUACAGACUGAGCAUGAUGCCCUGAAGUUGCAACAACAAAAGGCUGCUGUAACGGAGGAGGACAAGGAGCGCUUGUUAGUGGACCUUCAGAAGAAAGUGACGUCUCUGGAGAGACGGCUGCAUGGGAACCUCAGCCAGGACGAGCAUCUCCAGGAGCUUCUCCAGGAGAAGUCCAGCCUGGAGCAAAGUCUGGAAGAGACCAGAGCAGAGCUGCUGCUGGUUCGGACCAACCAUGCUGAUACUGUCAGCUCUCUGGAGACGCAGGUAUCCAGAAUGAGCUGCAGCAUUACUGAGCUGCAGACCCUUCUCCGACACAAAGACGACUCCUCCAGAGCCUACAGAGAGAGAACAGACACACAAAUAGCUAAUUUGGAGCAGAAAGUCCAGGAGAGCAGUGAGAGACUGAAGAGUGCAGAGCAUCAGAUCACAGAGAAACAGCAGCACAUGGAUAAACAGCUAGGAGAGUGGAGUGCAGAGAAGGCCUUUCUGGAUCAACAGGUCUGUUUGUUACAGCAGCAGAGUGAGGAGAAGACCAGCCGCCUGGAGGAAAGCAUCACCUCUUUACAGACAGAAAGACAGGUGUUGCAUGACAGAAUGGCUGAUCUGGACAAGCAGAGGGACGAAGCAAACGCCACUCUGAGCCAGCGGACAGAGGAGCUAGAACAGUGCAGCGCGGAGCUGAACAGUCAGCAGACAGUGAGCACAGAAAUUGCCAAAGCUCUCGAAGAAACCAGACGACAGAAGGAGGAGCUGCAAACACAGGUUGGAGAGCUGACCCCAUCUCUACAGACCUCACAGCAGGAACUGUCCGCUGUCACUGAGAAGCUAGCACUGAGAGAGGAAGACAUCAGAACACUCGAGAAUGAGGUGCAGUGUCGGCAGGCAUCACUGGUCCAGCUACAGCAGGAUGUAGAGCAGCAGCGAGCCCAGCUAGAGCAGAUGGAGCUGGACAAAGACUCCCAGCUGAUCAGCCUGAGGGAGGAGCUGCUCAGCCAGACACAGCAGCUAGAUAGCUGCCAGGCGCGGAUCUCAUACCUGGAGGUUGAGGUAGAAACCUUGACAGAACAGCUUCACAGCCGUGAAGUGUGUGAGGAGGAUCAUAACGGUAGUGUGACGGUGGAUGAUCUGGAUCACAUUCAGAAGGUCAACAGAGAGCUAGAGCAGCAGCUCACCGACAAGAACAGGAGCAUCAAGCAGCUGCAGCAGAGACUGGCAGAGCUGAAGAGGACGCUGCAGAAGGAACUGAAGUUAAAGCCUGAGCCAGAAGCUGAAGGGAAAGAGAAAUUUCCAGAAAACCGAGCAGAAAAACAAGAGAGAGUUUGUCCAGACCCGCUGCCAGCAUCGAUGCAGAGCCCCCCGACCUCCAAUACCACAGUGACCAACACCUCAGACCUCAACGACUCGCGAGAAAUCAAUUUUGAAUAUCUCAAACAUGUCGUACUCAAAUUUAUGUCAUCCAGAGAGGCUGAGGCAUUCCAGCUAAUACGAGCUGUUUCUGUGCUGCUGAACUUCACUCGUGAGGAAGAGGACAUGUUGAAACAAACUCUUGAGUACAAGAUGUCCUGGUUUGGAUCCAAGCCUUCUCCAAAGGGUGCCAUCCGCCCUUCAAUCUCAGGCAAUCCGACUCACUGGAGCUGAUGAGCUGCAGAAAGAGCUAUAGCGAUGGAGAGCAAGGAACCAAAGGACCGCCUCCAGGAGGAAAAAGUCCGUACGCUGUGGCUUCCAUCACUGAGCAGGACUCAGCUUUAAACUUUGAACAGCUUCCCACAGUUGUUCUCUGCUCUGUGGGGAUGGACAGGGCUGCACAGUAUGUUCAUAACCAGUUGUUGAUUUUUUAAAUGACAUUAUUUCCUUGUCAGUGGUUGAAGCAGAGGGACUUUUGACCAUUAUAGAGGGUAAACUAUCACACAUAAUUAAUACUGUUUUAAGUGUCAUUUUCUUACCUGACAAAUGACGCAGCUCUGAUGUUUUCUAUUCAGUGGAAACAGCAAAAAGUGAGUAAGCAUGUCAGAAAAUGAGACCCAGCAUCAGAAAGAAAUACUAGACUGACUUAACUGUUAUCUUAGGGGCUGCCUUAAUUCUGCCCAGAUUCAAACAACACAAGUUACAUCUACAUGUGACGUGAUGCGACUGUCUUCACUGAACAAAUGGUGCAGCAUUGAUUGCUGAAGGAUUCUGUCACUUGGUUAAUCUUUAGCUUUCAAUCACAGGGAGGGCUUCUUCAUUAAAAUGUCAUUAAAUGGUCAGUACAGAUUCACCAAGCUGAUUGGUUUCAGUAUCAGCGAGAGUUUAUUUAAUAGUACCUAUAAUAGUUAUUAUGGAACCCACGCAACUUCUAGGCAAGACCAGCCCUUCUAUAGCAUUCACACACUGCUAUUGGCCAGGCAUCCGUGCUUACGCAAGGUAAUGUAACCCGAUUUGUUCAGGUCCGCUUGAGGUCAAUGCCUAACUCCAACCAAUCAAGCUGCUUCGUAGGGCGGGACUUGCCUAGAAGUUACGUGGGAUCCUUAAUAACGCACCAAAUGGACAUAAAUAGUUCACAUUUGUGUCAAAGGAUCUAAAUUUGUCUAAAUGUGGAGUUUGAGGCUCCUUGCUAAAUUGUCAUAAAAGUGUCGUCAACCAUUUUCUUUAUUAUCUGUAGAAAUAUUCAUGAUAGCAUUAAAAUGAAUGUGUGUCUACUAGGGCUGCAUGAUAUGAGGAAAUUAUGCAAUAUGCGCUAAUGUUGAAUAUUGCGAAAAUGAUAUUACUUGCGAUAAACUAUUAACAGAUAUUUAAGUGUACUGCUUUCAGUGUUCUGCUUAAAUACAAACAAAUUGCUUUUGGAAUUUAAAACUCAUUCAUACUCCCUCACAUAAAAAUCAUUUCCAACACUCUUUUAUUGAACGAAGUGAACCUUGAAUUGAAUAUAAAAGGCACAACUAAAAAUAAAUGACAGUUACAUUUUAAAGUGCAGUUUUCUACUGAAAGUGUCUUUCGCGAUACGUCGCAGCCUUUUGCGAUGUGUUUAUUGCGCCAGUUGAUAUUGCGAUGACGAUAAAAAAAAUCCCAAUACAUUGUGCAGCCCUAGUGUCUUCUAAGUUCUGAUAGCCAAGGAUUGCAGUUAGUAUAAGACCACUUCACAAAGCUCCUUGCACAAUCAAGGGAAUCCAGGCUAGGAUUUCUGUCCAGUAGUACCCUUUAAGAAAAGACAACGCUGACAUUUUACUAUUUGUGAUUGAUGAUUGAUCAUGAUUUACUGUGUUGAAUUUUUAAAUCAUCAAAAUUAGGUUGGGCAUGCAUCUUUAAAUGAAACUUCCUUGCACUCAUUUCUCUUUAAAAUGACACUUUCUUCAUAUUUCUAUACAUUAUGUCACUGAAAUCACCAUUACAAGAUAUGGUCUAACUGGUACUGAUUUUAGAGGCUGAUACCAGUAAUACAGUAUAGUAUAUACAGAGUUU